This is a messenger RNA of Rhea pennata, 885 nucleotides long. RefSeq names its product myogenic differentiation 1 (gene MYOD1). The record is from RefSeq and is a predicted model, not a curated record. The transcript has 3 exons. Lineage: Eukaryota; Metazoa; Chordata; Aves; Rheiformes; Rheidae. Gene Ontology annotation, molecular function: DNA-binding transcription factor activity, RNA polymerase II-specific; protein dimerization activity; RNA polymerase II cis-regulatory region sequence-specific DNA binding. Bases 1 to 885 code for a protein of 294 amino acids. Gene Ontology annotation, biological process: regulation of transcription by RNA polymerase II; positive regulation of myoblast differentiation; skeletal muscle cell differentiation.
AUGGACUUACUGAGCCACAUGGAGAUGGCGGAGGGCUCCCUCUGCUCCUUCUCGGCCGCCGACGACUUCUACGACGACCCGUGCUUCAACACGUCGGACAUGCACUUCUUCGAGGACCUGGACCCGCGGCUGGUGCACGUCGGGGGCCUGCUCAAGCCCGAGGAGCACCCGCACCACCACGGGCACCCGCACGAGGAGGAGCACGUGCGGGCGCCCAGCGGGCACCACCAGGCUGGCCGCUGCCUGCUCUGGGCCUGCAAGGCCUGCAAGAGGAAGACCACCAACGCCGACCGCCGCAAGGCGGCCACCAUGCGGGAGCGGCGGCGGCUCAGCAAGGUUAACGAGGCCUUCGAGACCCUCAAGCGCUGCACCUCCACCAACCCCAACCAGCGCCUGCCCAAGGUGGAGAUCCUCCGCAACGCCAUCCGCUACAUCGAGAGCCUGCAGGCGCUGCUGCGCGAGCAGGAGGACACCUACUACCCGGUGCUGGAGCACUACAGCAGCGAGUCAGACGCUUCCAGCCCCCGCUCCAACUGCUCCGACGGCAUGAUGGAGUUCAGUGGGCCUCCUUGCAACUCUCGCAGAAGAAACAGCUAUGACAACAGCUACUACACGGAAUCACCAAAUGAUCCAAAGCAUGGGAAGAGUUCUGUUGUUUCUAGCCUUGAUUGCCUCUCAAGCAUUGUGGAGAGGAUUUCCACAGAUAACUCCACAUGCCAGGUCCUGCCUCCAGUGGAAAAUGUUGCUGAUGGGAGUCCCUGUUCUCCCCCAGAAGGAGCCAGCCUGAAUGAGAGUGGAGUCCAAAUUCCUUCCCCUACCAACUGCACCCCACUUCCCCAGGAUAGCAGCAGCAGCAGCAGCAACCCUAUCUACCAAGUGCUAUAA